GCCGAAGAAUGCCGCUGGUGGUGAGCUGGCCGUUCCCUGUCAAGUCGCGCUGUUUUCGCCAUGUUACCAGUACGGUGAUCACUGGGCUGGUGGGCUCGUACAGCUGGGUGUGGACCAAGUACAUGAACAGUCUGCGGGUGCACAACAAGGAGGUCUUAUACGAGCUGAUUGAGAAGCGGCAGCCGGGCACGCCGCUUAUCACCAUCUGUAACCACCAGUCCUGCAUGGACGACCCUCACCUGUGGGGUAUUCUAAAGUUUAGACAUCUGUGGAACCUGAAGACGAUGAGAUGGACCCCCACUGCUGCCGAUAUAUGCUUUACAAAAGAGAUGCACUCCUGGUUCUUCAGUAUGGGCAAGUGUGUGCCGGUGUGCCGAGGAGACGGAGUAUACCAGAAAGGAAUGGACUUCAUCGUGGAGCGGCUGAACCAUGGAGAAUGGGUGCACAUGUUUCCGGAAGGGAAAGUUAACAUGACCCAAGACUUUAUGAGGCUGAAGUGGGGCAUUGGACGUGUAAUAUCCGAGUGCACGCUGCAUCCCAUCAUCCUCCCCCUCUGGCACGUCGGAAUGAACGAUGUGCUUCCAAACGAUCCACCGUAUGUGCCGCGAUGGGGACAGAAGGUCACGGUGCUGGUUGGGAGCCCGUUCAGCACGGCGUCUGUGGUGGAGAAGUUGAGAGCUGAGCACCGGACGCCGAGGGAGAUGAGGAAAGCGAUCACGGAUUACAUCCAGGAGGAGUUCCGUCAGCUGAAGUCGCAGGCAGAGAACCUGCACCAAAGCUUUAAAGAGCAGAGGUGACGAGAAGCCACCAAAGAGUAGACCUGCCGAGGACGGCCACACACCAGAUGCCUUCCUAUGUAUUAUUUGUUUUUAAUCCAUCCGGAGCGCCGGGCACAGGCCAGUGAGGAGUCGGGGGGGGGAUCGCACUCCAUCAGGUUAUUACGUACAUUUACUUACUUUGGCGUCUACGCCAUAAACUGCUGCUGGAUCACAUGAAGGUGACGACACAUGAAGUUACAUGGAGCAGCACAGUGAGGGUACAGGACUACUGAGCCCAAUAUCCUUUGACCUGUGCUGGGUCUUGAUGAUUUUAACCAUUUUUAAACUGGAGAAGGUCUGCAUUAUGAUUUCAAGUCUUUUUAAUAAUGUCUCAAGGGGUUGUCGGGCCCCCAUUGCGCUGCUCGUCCCAUCCCUGGAUUCUUCCCUUUUGUGCAGCCUGUUAUUUAUUGUACUGAUAUGGGCCAUACGCGUGCUGCAGGAAUGCACGGUGGCUGCCGAGACUGUUUUAUACGUUUUUCCUUAGCGGUCUUUUCAAUAAAGAUGACAUUUCUCUUUUUCGA
Messenger RNA from Bufo gargarizans (Asiatic toad), 1339 nucleotides. It is a transcript of the gene TAFAZZIN, whose product is annotated as tafazzin, phospholipid-lysophospholipid transacylase. The record is from RefSeq and is a predicted model, not a curated record. Gene Ontology annotation, biological process: inner mitochondrial membrane organization; cardiolipin acyl-chain remodeling. Lineage: Eukaryota; Metazoa; Chordata; Amphibia; Anura; Bufonidae. Gene Ontology annotation, cellular component: mitochondrial membrane. Gene Ontology annotation, molecular function: 1-acylglycerophosphocholine O-acyltransferase activity. Bases 9 to 797 code for a protein of 262 amino acids. The transcript has 10 exons.